Messenger RNA from Zootermopsis nevadensis, 7061 nucleotides. RefSeq lists its product as uncharacterized. Lineage: Eukaryota; Metazoa; Arthropoda; Insecta; Blattodea; Termopsidae. The record is from RefSeq and is a predicted model, not a curated record.
UAACGACCUAACACAGAAUGCAGUCACAAACGUGUAUAUAAAAUCACACGGAACUGUGCCUGAGACAUGAAUAAACACUAAAUUAAGAUUCAAUAUGCCUCACUUCGUACUCCAUAAACUUAAUACAAUGUGCAUUAAAAUAUCAAAAUUUAAUACUUGAAGGUGUUGAUGUAACUGCCACUUUAAAGUAGAUAAAACACAACUACCAUAAUGGCGUUAAUACGCUCCGUUCUGUAAGGUUUCAAGCAAAAUCAAUAAAAUUAUGAAUUACAAGACGUCAUUAAUUGCGUUCUUAUCAAUGUUAUAGAAACAUGGCUACGGUGUUGGUAAUCUCUGAAAAAGGAGGCAGUGGUGUUGUCAUAUGUACUGGUGUGGCAUCUGCAUUUUGUAUGGUGCCGUAAAUUGCAGUAAUGGUAAAAUUGUGAAGAAGUGUACUUUUGAGCAUGUUUAGGAAGCACUCUGAUGUGUGGUAGGGCCAGUUGAGGAAGGAAAGUGCAGAUACAUAAGGGGAGAAAUGUAGAAUUCAGGUGUUGUGUGUGAGAUGUGUGUGGAUAAGUAAUGUCUGUGGAGGACCUGCACAAAGAUUGCACUCCAGUUGUGGGUGCUGUGACCAUGGAGUCCAGUGAUGUAUCAGAUAUAAUUAAAGAUGCAUCACCAUCUUCUGAAUCUCCAAAGCCACAACCCAUGGCCUUCAUGAUACAUUUUACUGGUAACAAAGAUGCUGCUUUGUCAAAACUGCAAGAGAAUUUCAGCAAAUACGCUGUAAGACACAAAAGAAUCCCAUCAUUACCAAAUGUUGAAGACAGUAAGAAAGCAAACGCUGUGCAAGCUGUAGGUCUCUCUCCCUUGCCCAUGAGGAAAUGUUUUGCUGCCCGACGGGCUGGCUACCACUCAGAGGGCUACUUCUCCAGUGAUCAGGAAGAGGAUUUUAGGGGCAGAAGUGACUUCUUUGUCAAGAAGUUCAAGAAUCUUGAGAAAGGUUUGCGUAUGACGAAUCUAGCUCAGGAGAAGAAGAUCAUGGCAGAUCAGAACAAAGCACUGAAUUCUGCACAUACAGACAGUUGGGAGUUUGGUGACUUUCCUGAGGAGGAUGUUCUGCAGAAUACUGCAUGCAAUGAGGCAGGUGUGGACAGCAAGAGACACAACACGUCAAUGAACAACCUGAGCACUCUGAAGCCAGAGGGCACUGUCACCAGAGAGAACUGGCUUGUCCUGGGUGCUACUGAUGAGGAGGAGAUAGAAACUCAGGACAUGAUGGAUGAGUUGAAUGAUUUAGAUUUGGAUGGAAGGAUUGACUCAUCCAGUGAGACAUUGAGUGAAGCUGGGACUUACACUAUUGAUAAAGAAGCUCCAUGCCCAGAUGUGGAGCAAGCUAGGCUUGAGAUAGAAAAAGUGAUUGAGAGGAAACUGGACACAGGAAAUGGUAGUCACGCCAUUUGCGACACCCAAGAGGAGAACGACUUCACGAUGAGCAGUUUGUAUCGUGAUGGCUCCAAUUGGAUCAAUGAGUGGGCAACUCAAGUGGUUAAGCACAAUCACCACAGCAAUGUGGAGGAGCCAUGUCCUGAGGGCCUUCCACCUUUACCUUUGGGGAAAGUUCAAGCAGGUCAUCCCAGUCCACUGGUGCUAACAAGAAUACCAUCUCCAGUCCUCAGCCCUGAGGUGCCACAUCUCGCAGGACGACGGCUCUACUCGUCACCACAGCAUACAACCUGUAGAAACAUGCACUCACCUCUGAACUCACUGCCCAUGCAGGAGGUUGGAGAUGGCCAUAGCGAUAGCAGUUUAGAAACUGAAUCAUUCCUCCGUGCGACGGAGUCAGUCGUGACAGCCAUGCAGGCCCGCAUGAGUUUCUCACUGGAUUCAGGGGGAGAAUCAGAUGUGGACACCAGUCACAGUUACCAGGCACCCCCAAGCUCCACCCCUGCAGGAGGGGGUGGAGACAAGCACCUUACCUUUAGAAGGCCAAGUGCUACAGCACAGUCUGACAGUAGCAGUGAUACGGGUUGUGGGGGCACCAGUAGCAAGGCCAAACACAAGGACGUGCCUGCUCCAGCAGUUCCUGCGUCUGCACCUCAGAUGAGGUACAACAGAGCAUUCAGUCUGCGUCGUGCUCGACUAGACACUGAGGACCAAUCGGCAGCUGCUGGAGAUAGUCGGCGUAAGAAGUCUGAUGCAGUAUCUUCCAUAGUUACCAAUCCUGCUAACAAAGCCAAGAAAACCUUGGAGCCUCCAAAAAGCAUUCAGACCAAAAAUGCAGUAAAGGGAAAAAGUCCCAAGCCUGAGGCCUUCUCAAGGACAGACUGUGGAAGGUUCAGUGUGCGGGCUCCUAAAAACACACCUCAGUCUUCACACACACCAAAACCUGCCGGUUCGAUGAAAAAGGGUGUGGGCAAAAAACCAGGUGGUGCUGGAGGGCGGAGCAAUUCAACACUGUCAUCCAGGGAAGUGGAAUUCCAGAACUGGAAGCGAAGGAAAAGUUAUGAUCCUAUGAAGGCAGCUGCUGAAGGCAAGAAGAAAGAAGCAGCGAAGAAAGCGACGAUGAGCAGCAGCAUGACACAGUCUUCCAUCAUGCCCUCUGAGGUGUCUCCCCCCAGUAUGCAGAAUCCAGUGCUUCGGUCAGCUUCAUUCCAUGGCACAGCAGGUUUGACCCCCAAAUACAUCUCUUCAGAAGAGGAGGAUGAGACAUUGUCUGCAGAUGAAAGCUCACCGACAUUAGGACAGCCACCAUUGCUGGCUAUGCCAUUAUCACCCUCCAAGAGAGAAGAGAGAUACCUGACAUUCACUCGUGCAAGGGGAAAUUACAUGGUGCCCCUGGAGGGUGCAUUUGGAGGAAGCCGAGCUUCUCUGUACAGCAAUGCUUCAAACUCAUCAUUACGAGGGAGAAAUAAGUUGGAGGCCCUGGACAGUCUAGUGAUGGCAGCCGUGUGCAGUCUGUCAAACAAACUGUGUGGAAGUUCGUGCAAUUUGCUGAAGAAACUCAGAUACCUGUAUGAGGAAGACAGUGAGCGGGCAGACAAACUCAGUGCUGUGAUUGAGGUUCUGCAGAAUUCUGCCACCCCCAGCUCACCACAAACCAAAAGUCCAUCCAAGGAGAUAUCAGGAACUCUGAAAAACUUGAAACGAAUGGAGAAUGUGUUCAGAGUGCUGGAUGAGGUUCUGUUUGAUGAAGAGGACUUUGACCUUGAGUUGGAGGAUUAUCAAAAAUCAGCUGGGAUAACACUACCCAUCAGAUCUGUUGUAUUUCCACUGGACAUAAAUAAGUUAUCAUGGAUAUUCCAUAGAUGAAGUGCAAAGUUUAGAUCAUUUUAUAAUGAACUUAGCAGCCUUCAAGGGAGUGAACUGCUCAAAUCCAGUAUGCCCUUUUAUCAUCGUCAGGAGAGUUGGAUCAGAUUUGAACAGUUUCUUUCGCACUUCAAAAGUUUCAAAUCUAUCAUUGUUCAAGAAAUGUAAAACUGUCAAAGAAAUUUGUACCUGUCAUGUGAAAUACACUUGUAGAAAACAGGUGUGUCAAAAAUAUUUUUUUUACUGAUAUAUGAUUUUAUAAUAGGCAUUUGGUGUAUUCCCAUAUGCAUCUGUAUGGCAAAAAACACAAAAUUCACCACUGUCAGAAUCUUUCCAGUUGAUGAGUUGAGUUCAUCCUUAUGUAUGUCUGUGAAUUUUGCAGCAUACUGGUAUUUCUCGAUGUCUGUUGUAUCCAUAACUCACUCAUCAAAAUAUAGCUCAAAAGGUUCCAGUGCACUUCUGACAGACCUUAUAGGGGCCACUAUUUCCAGAAAACUUUUUUCUAUAAGAAUUAUCAGCUUCUUCCAUUGCCAAUCACACCACUGUUCUCCCAAUUAAGGCCCCUUUGCUUUGCAUCACCUGAUAUUUCUUCUUAAAUGUCAUAAUCUGAGAGGAGGAAUCGUUAGAAUCAGAAACAUCUACCUUUCAUCCACUGUCACAGUUACACACUUUUUCAUCACUAGAUUGUUCCAAAACCCAAUAUAUCAGUUACUUCCAGGCCAUGUGAUGUACUAGGCAGUGUCACAUUGAGUUCCACUGACCAACUAUUAAUAGUUUGAAGGUUGUAAAACAUCUCCAGUGACCCUUGUGUGAGCAUUAUCUUGAAAGAAUGAACUUGAGCACUAGAUGUCUGUGAUCUUACAGUUGGUGAAUGUGCAUUUCGGUUGCUGCCAGUAGCGUCGCUUGAAUGGUACUUGCUAUGGUUUGCGAAGUUACUUAUCUUGAAAGAAAGUUAUGGUGUAGAAUUUUUUGUCUUGAUAUUUUUGAAACAGGACAGGCAGCCAUGACAGCAUGUUGAUGUGAUUAUUAUUCUCUGCUAUUUGAAUGAAAUCUACACACUGUUUAAGUAAAUUUAGUUAUUACAAAUUUAAUUUUUUUCUUUGGUUCUUAAUUUAUUGAAUGAUGCUUUCUACUUUCCACAUGUUGUAUAGUGCUGAAAACUGAACUUGUAUUUAAAUAACUGUUGGUACUAAGCUGUAGUCUUGAAUAGCUCUGUACAUUAAUGUGAAAUCCUAUAUAAAGGUUUGGGAACAAAAAAUUGAACACUAAGCUGACAACACAUUCACAUCUGAUCUGGAAGUAUUGCUGUGUAUUAAAAACAGAUGGCAUAAAUCUGACAGUUGGUGCCUGUGCCCCGGAAGAUGAGUGUAAAGAAGCUAAUGAUGAAUUUUACAAAAAUGUGAAGCAAUUUUAAGAUGUAUAAGAAUACCUAGUUUGCAACAGGAUGUAAAUCACUUAUUGAUGAUUUCAUAAUGGAUAAGUAAACAUCACAAACAAUUUUAGAUGUUAGAGCAUACAGAUGAUGUGAAAUUUAUAUAAAUCACCAAAAUAGUGACAUACUUUAAAGAAUUCAGUAGCAUCAAACCAACAUAAAAAUAAACUUUUAAAUUAUGAAAAGUACUGUUGGUUAUAUGGGCAAAGAAUCAAUAAAUACACGAAGAUCACACCUGAAAAUAAAGAAAAUUAAAGGAAAAUAUUAAUUAAUGCAGCAGCAAAGGACAGUUAAGAACACACAUGCACACACAAAAAUAAAUAUUACUAAAAAAGAAAAAGGAGAGAAAGUAUUAUCAAAUGAAAGUGAUGAAGAAUUAAAAUUAAUUCUAGGGAAAAAAUCAGCAUACAGAAAUUACAUUCUUAAAAAAAUUGAAUAUAAAUCUUGUAAGGCUACAGCAAAGCAUAUGUCAGAAAAAGGCAUCAGCAAUCCCAGAAAACAUUUGUUUAGGAUCUGGAAACAAAUAUACACAAAAUAAAUAAGACUUGACACCUGUAAAACAUCGCAGUUCACAAAUACAGAUUUUAAAAAAAUCAGCUAAAAUGUGAACCAACAAAAGAACAAACAAAUAUUAUGAGGGGGAAAAAAAUCCUGAACACCACAGAGGAUAUCCACUGAUACCAGUAUUACUUAACAUUAAUAUGAAUGAAUGUGUGUUUCUUCACUGGAACCAGUGAGAUUUCAGGUUAUCACAGAAGCAAGUAUGAAGAUGGCAGUCUUCUGGAUACUUGUACCAUGUAGUCUGGUUGAAGUUUAUUGCCCUGAUGAUCAAGGCAGCAAGAAUCUCUGAAAUGUCAGUAAAUUUAUACCAGACUACAAAGCACAACCACCCAGAAGACAGCCAUCUUCAGAUAUACCCACAUACAACUGAAAUAAAUGAAGACACAUUAAUUGACUGCUAUGUGGUGGUGACAAGAUACUUACACCAACUCAGACAAUUAUCAGACAGGAUUUUAUGCUUUACACAACACUACAAAACAGUAAGGAAAGAGAUUAUCUCUACCAAAACCUAGUCAUGGCAUUAAUAGGAUAGGUUCCCAUCAGAAGCAGAAUUGUGAUAGAUAAUAAAUACUGUUAGAACAAGUAAAUAAAUCCACAUAUUUGGAAUAUAACAUUUCACAUGAAGAGGAAGGCACAUAACUUCAAAAAUAAGUAAAGUUUUGUAAAGUUAGGGAAUUCUGAAUAAUGUUCUGAAGCUUUAUUUGGUUCAAAGACAAUCUCAAAUGAAAAUUUAUAUAUUUUUUAGAUAUGAUUUUAGUGAUCCAAUCACUUUGAUCUGGCUGUGAAAUCUCAACAUUAAAACAACAGGAUACAAGAAGACUGAAGACAGUAGAGAUGAAGUUCAUUAGAUGCACAACAGGGUACAGUUUAUUUGAGCAUAGAAAACAUGAAAGUAUUUUAAAAGAACAUGACAUGGACCUGAUUGAGAAAAAAUUAGCACAAUAUAAACAAAACUGGUUAAAUCACAGAAACAUUAAAAAUAUUAAGACACCCGAAACAACUUCUUGAUGGCAGAAGAUGAAGACCUGUAAUUACCACUAAAAUAAGACUACUAGACAGUUUCAAGAUUAACAACGAUGAGUGUGAAAUAGGUCAUUUACUCUCUUACCUGUGUGACCAAGAUAUCUAAUGCAACUUCCCAAAAACACUUGUAUGAAAUUUCUGACGUGGUGCAGCAUUUAGCAUAUGUUCAUAUAGUUUAUGCCACAAUUGGUUAGACGGCUCUGUCUGUAUAGUAUUAAUUGAGAAAAGAAUAAGCAACGUACAGAAAAGCAAAACACAGAAUUAUAGAUAUUCAAAAGUGUGUUAAAAAUUUGAUGCAAAGUUUAAUCUUGAGAAAAUAUAUCAGGCUACAUGGAUAGUAUUAUGAAUUUUCAGCUCAGAUUGAAUAUGUUAAUUUCAAAUAAAAGGUAAACUUAGUUGGGACCACCAAAAUUUAAUCACAGACAAUGGAUAACCAUAAAUUGAUGAACUAAAGUAGUGAGGAUUUUACUAUAUGCAUGAACUGUGGGCCUCUCCAACAAUGAAUAUCUGUGCAUGUUGAAAUGCUUGUUACCGACACUAGAUCAUCCUUGAUUUUGUCCUACACAGAGCUCCAACAUUGCACUUCUGUUGGCAUUCUCUCAGCUUGUAAUUUGACUUGAUUUAUACCAUGUCAGAUAUAACAUUUGCCAAGGCCAGGAUCUAAUUUGUAACUAUGACAUUUUUCUGUAUUAUUUUGACUUUGUACAGCUAUUCUGAUUGUAUUUUAAAAGGUGCAGUAAAAUUUACUGUUCAAGAAAUA